GCAGUGGUAAAUCUCGCGAGCAGUAAAUAGCCGACAUACACACUAAUCAGUGCUUAGUCAGUCUGGUGAGAAGUCGCGUGGUAGGGAGGAUACGGAUUACGUAUCGCACGAUUGGCAAUCAAUGAACGAUAUCGGCGUCGAUAAACGACGUCGCGCGCUCAAGGAAAUGUCCGCAAAGGAAACGGCAGAACGGAAGAACAACGAUGCCAGACGACAGGCUCCUGAUGGCGGUUGGGGUUGGUUCGUUUGUGUCGGCAGCAGUUUGAUUUCGAUUUCACUACGUUCCUUGGACCCGUCCUUCGGAUUACUGUUCCACGAUCUGCUGGUAGAUCUCAACGUUGGCUCCACGGGAACGUCGAUUAUAAUGAGCGUUUUGGACGCCAUUAUCAAUUUCUCAGGUUUCACGAUUGGACCGUUGUUGAAGAAAUAUUCCUAUCGGCAAGUCGCGCUUUUCGGAUCUCUGCUGAGUUGCAGUGGUCUGAUACUCACGUCAAGGGCCGGUAGUAUGCUGUACCUCAUCUGUACUUACAGCGUCUUAGGAGGCGUGGGCACUGGUCUCGCGAUCGCUUCGUCCUUCGUCGCGUUGAACACUUUCUUCGACAAGAAACGCGGACAAGCCGUCGGCUUUUCCAUGGCUGGAACUGCGUUUGGAAUGGUGCUCAUGCCGCAGCUGAUACACCUGCUGCUGAACGAAUAUGGAUUUCGCGGCACGACACUCAUCGUCGGAGGUUGGGCCUUGCACUCUGUAAUGGGAUCUUGCUUACUGCGUCCGCUCAAAAUUCUAUCGCCGAUACAGCCAGAAGAAAAAAAGUCCGACGAGGAGCGAGAAGACAAAGCCCUAUUAACGGAAAAGAGCAAAAUUGCAGGACGCAGGUCGUCUAAUGGAUCGUUUUGGACCAAUGAACAGGACGCGACGACAUUUGAAUCGAGUUCUAAGCCCAAGAACAAAUCGUUCGCGAAGAAGCUGAUGGAAACCUUAGACUUGGAUCUACUCAAGGACUUCACAUACCUAAUCAUCUCCUUGGGCUGCGCUCUCUUCUACGUGGCUGAGUCAAACUUCAAGCUUAUGGCUCCAUUCUUCCUCUCGGAUAUUGGAAUGACGAAAAGAGAGGUCGCCUUCUGCCUGUCCCUGACUGCAUUCGCCGACAUUAUCGCUCGACUAUUGCUGCCAACGUUAUUCGACUGGAUCGGUUGGAGAAAGCGCGUGAUCUUUUGGAUCUUCGGUGCUAUCUUCGGAGUCGCACGUUCUGUGUUGGCGGAACAAUCAGGAAGAGUACCAUUGAUGGUCAUGUUCGUAGUAGCGGGAUUUCUACGUGGCGCCACAUUGGUGAAUCUCAAUCUCAGCAUAUCGGAGUACGUGACGCUGAAGAAGUUGCCAAGCGCCUUCGGCAUGUUCAUGGUGUUCAAGGGUCUCCUAGUGGUUACUAUGAGUCCCUUAAUCGGAUACAUCAGAGACGUCAGUGGGAGUUACAAGAUUUGCAUCCACGUGAUGACCGCCAUGAUGAUGACCACGACUAUCGUGUGGGCUAUUGAACUCCUGUAUACCACUUUACACAGACGACGACAUGCUAUAAUUAAGAAACUACAAAUGCAUAUACUGGCCGUGCUUCCGAUGCAGCAAUGUUUCGGUCUCAUCUUCGCGGAACGUUUCGCGGACCUCGGUAUCACCGCGACCCAAACAAGCCUGAUCCUUCAUCUUAACGGGACGAUCGCCUGCAGUCUAGGCCUGAUAAGCAGCCCGAUGAUGAAAAGAUUCUCCUUUCGCAAGGUUGCCUGUUUCGGCGGUCUCACAGUCGUCCUUGGAAUUUGCACGGCUGCCUUCGCCAUGUCUCUUCCGACUCUCAUUGUCACUUAUUGCGUCAUUAUCGGUAUUGGCCAAGGUAUCAUCUUCCCGGCGACCAGCCUCGCCAUGAACACGUACUUCCGCAGAAAACGCAACAUAGCCAUGGGUUUCUCGGUCACGAUGACCGGCUUGGGUCCAAUCCUGAUGCCUCUUCUAAUAGACGUGCUUCUGGAGAAUUAUGCCACGACCGGCAGUCUCCUGCUCCUCGCCGGUAUCGCCACGCAUUCCCUCGUGGGUGCAUCGCUGUUAGAACCGUUCAAGGAACGCGAAAAGCAAGUGAUUUCGACAGGCGAAGCUAUGGACAUAUCAAGAAAACAAAACGGAAUAGAAACCACGAACAGUGAAAAAGAAGCAGAAGAAAAAGAAGGCUUGAAGAACAACAGCGUUCAAUGUCGAUUGUUAAACGAGGAGAAUGUCUCCGAAGAGAGGAGCUGCGAUUUGAGGAAAAAUAAAGAGCAGCUGGAAGAAAGCGCUUCAAUGCUCAGGAAGAUCGCCAAGAACUUGGAUCUUGAUCUUCUGCGUGACAAACGUUACUUAGCGAUAGUAUUAGGAAUGGGCAUCUCGCUAGUGGCCGAGACGAACUUCAACGCAAUGAUACCUUUCGUUCUGGCUGAGUUGGCGAGCCUUGAUCGCACGUCGAUAGCCACGGUGAUGUCGAUUCAAGCCGCCGCAGAUAUUACCGGACGUCUAUGCGUGCCGCUCUUGGCUCAGAAAAUUGGCUGGACGUGUAGGAACCUUUAUGUGAUGUCCCUGCUGGGAUCGAUCCUUGGAAGGACUAUUCUCUCUACAUGGGGCGACAUCUAUGUCGUUGUAAUCAUGGUAUCGCUGAUCGUCGGACUGGCGAAGGGAACCAAAGCUGUCUUCCAAGCCCUAAUUAUACCCGAUUACGUGCCAUUGGAGAGGCUGCCGGCCGCAUCCGGUAUCCAGAUGGUCUGCAACGGCAUCCUGUCUAUCAGCGUGGGACCUAUUAUCGGCGUAGUGCACGACGUAAGGAACAGUUACGUGGGCGCGCUUUACUUCAUGUCCCUCCUCAGCAUGUCGUGCGUCUUCCUAUGGUUGAUAAGUGGACUCUGGACUUCGUGCGGCAAGCUCUUAAGAUCGCCUCGGAGAAGUCUGUCGGCGGAACGAGAGAACUCUUGCGUGACCGUGUAAUUAAUUAAUUCAAUACUCACGGUUUACGACUAUUUUGCGAUGGUAAUGUAAAGAAUUUUAUGUAUGCUAAUAAUGUUGAUGUACCACGGUAAUCUACGUAUAAAUAGACGCGCGCAAAUGCACAUACACGCAAACAAUGUAAUUAAGAAUUGAAUCAAAAUAUUCGUAUUAAUCAGAGAUAACUUUGACCUAAUUAACAGUCACAUGACUUUGCACUUCGACGGAAUAAAGUGCUCAAAUAAAUUUUCGCAUACUCACUGAUAGCCGUUAUCAACGGACAUCUCAAUACAUCAAAGCCUUGUGCAAAUAUGAAUACGAUAAGCACACUUUUUCGUGCACUUUCGAGACAUGCGUAUAUAUUAAAUAUACAUAUGAAUAAUUUGUUAUGCAACCGCAUGUCAUUGGUUCCUACUGUAUUCACAAUAAUAUUGUAAUGUGAACUCAGACUAGCUGUUAGACUCGCGAUUAAAAACUUUUUCGUGUAUUAUACACAAAUAUAUUUUUGUAAUUUAAAUAUACGUGCUAAAAGAAGAGAGGAAAUGUCGCAUUUUUCAGGUUAUCUUCCGGUGUAAUUCGAUUAAAAUAAUUAAAAGUAAUGUACCUGAAUAGUUUAUGACGUUGUACGCGGGGAAAGUAUUGCAACAAAAAUUACAUUAAAAUUAUAUUUCUUUGCAAUAUUUGCUAUAAAGCUAUGCUAAUUGUGAUAUAAAUUACUAUAGAAAUAGUAAAUUUGAUGACCUGCACUGUAAUGCGCCAUAUAAAAACACAUGUAAAUAAUUACAAUAACUUUAUAGCAAAAAGCUAAACGUGACAUAAUAUUUUUGAACAAAUAUAUAGUAAUUUCGGCUACAAUUCUGCAAGAUACAACGUUACAACAAUUUUAUUGCAAUUUUUACUGCAACAUUUUGCCCACGUACGCGCUAUCAGUUAAGAUAGCAACAAGAUAUUUUAGUCGACAUAAUGAUUCUUCCGGUGUCGCAAACGCAAUUCAAUAUCUUCCUGUACAACGUACGUAUGAAUGUUGUGCUCCUAAUUUUUACGUAACUCAUUUCGAUUAAUUUACAAUUUUAAUAAAUCGUGAAAAACUUGUGUUAUCGA
Molecule: messenger RNA, 4093 nt
Organism: Odontomachus brunneus
Lineage: Eukaryota; Metazoa; Arthropoda; Insecta; Hymenoptera; Formicidae
Exons: 16
Coding region: 122-2995 (957 amino acids)
Biological process (GO): monocarboxylic acid transport; transmembrane transport
Molecular function (GO): monocarboxylic acid transmembrane transporter activity
Source: RefSeq, a predicted model, not a curated record